Messenger RNA from Pezoporus flaviventris, 2841 nucleotides. RefSeq names its product Rho guanine nucleotide exchange factor 37 (gene ARHGEF37). The record is from RefSeq and is a predicted model, not a curated record. The transcript has 13 exons. Gene Ontology annotation, cellular component: cytoplasm. Gene Ontology annotation, molecular function: protein binding; guanyl-nucleotide exchange factor activity. Lineage: Eukaryota; Metazoa; Chordata; Aves; Psittaciformes; Psittacidae. The coding region runs from base 211 to 2277 and encodes 688 amino acids.
GCCGGGCUUGCGCAGGGAGCGCGUCGCGGCUCAUCUGACCGCGCUGGCGGGGCCCGAGCCGGGCGGCGGGCUCGGGGGGGGGGGGGGUUCCUGCCUUGCCCCGGUCCCGCCGCGGGUUGAUCAUUAACGCAGCAGCGGCGGUAGAGCGGCCGCGGCCGGGCCCGGCUCCCCGGCGCCAGCCCCGGCGCCUCCGCAGAGUGUCCUGCCAAGAUGGCAAGUGACCCCAGGGCAGAGCCUGAUGCUGAGGAUGCAGCUGAGGCUGAAGAGGGUGUCUAUGAGGAGGUGAUGCCCUGCGACAGGAUGGAGCUAAGCCAACGGCUGGCCGUGGAGGAGCUCAUCACCACUGAAGCCAGCUACGUCCACAACAUCCAGCUCUGCGUGUUGGACAUCCGAGCACACCUCCAGAAGAAGCAGCUGCCUGACCUUGACCUGGAAGGACUCUUCUCUAACACUGAUGACAUCCUGCACAUGUCCAGACGGUUUCUGAAGGGUCUUGAGGGCACGACCACAGCCACCAGUGAGCAUGAGCAGCUGUUCUGCAUCAGCACACUGUUCCAGGAGUUCAAGGAAGAGAUGGAGACCACCUACAAGAUCUACUGUGCUAGCUAUGAGCAUGCCCUCCUGCUGGUGGAGACCUACCGCAAGGACCCCAGGCUGCAGGAGGAGAUCCUGGACACUCUGAACGCAACAGUGCCUCACACGAGUGCAUCGGACCUCAGCUUCUUCCUGGUGAUGCCGGUGCAGAGGGUCACCAAAUACCCGCUGCUGCUGGGGAAGAUCCUUGAGAACACCCCCCCCAACACCAGCGUGUACUCGGCGCUGGAGGCAGCCAUCCGUGCCAUGGCCCAGGUGAACACCAACAUCAAUGAGUACAAGCGGCGCAAGGAAGUGGCAACCAAAUACAACAAGGCCGAGCACCUGACGCUGCGGGACCGCUUCGCGCGCCUCAACACGCACUCCAUCGCCAAGAAGACCUCGCGGCUGAGCCGGCUCUUCAUGCACGAGGCCGGCAUCGUGGCCAAGACUCGGGACAAGGAAUAUGAUGACCUGGAAGAGAAGUUCCAGUGCGUGGUGUCUGCCGUGACCACACUGAAGGAGAAUGUGGCAUCCUACCUGGGCCAUUUAGAGGCUUUCCUGUUGCCCACCCCACACCAGCAUGAGCUGGAGCUCACCGAGGGACCUGCGCAGCAGUACCGCAGCUUUGCACAACACCUCCACUGCACUGCUCUCCCAGAGUUUAAGCAGCGACUGGACAAGCUGGUGUGCCAGCCCCUGUGCAGCCUCUCAGACAUGCUGGUGGGGCCGCAGCAGCUGGUGAAGAAGCGCCUGGACAAGCUGCUGGACUACGAGGAGAUCCAGGAGCGAAGGAGCGAGGUGGGCAGCGUGACGUACGACGAGGAGGCCGCCAUGAACACCUACCUCGCCAUCAACGCGCUGCUCGUGGCCGAGCUGCCGACGUUCAACCAGGCUGCCCUGCAGCUCCUGGGGCAGAUCCUGCGCUCCCUCAGCGCCCUGCAGUGGGACUUGGCUGCCGAGGUCCUGCACCAGGCAGAAAAGGAGCUGGAGCAGAUGCCCCAUGGCCGCAUGCCCCUGCCCAGUUUCUGGAAGAUGGUGGAGGAUGCCCUGCAGCAGUCUGGUGCUCAGCUCCACGCUUUCCAACAGACGUUUGACACGGUCACACCAAGCCCUGUGGCGCAGCCUCUGAACCCUGCUGAGGAGCGGAAGGUCCUUUCCCUUGUGAGCAAGCACGGCCCAGACAAGCUUUACCAAGUGACAAGCAACAUCAGUGGCAGCAGAGACUUGGACCUGACCUUGCAAAGAGGACAGGUUGUAGCUCUGCUGCAGAGUGUGGACACCAAGGGGAACACGAACAGAUGGCUGGUGGAUGCUGGAGGUCCCCGAGGGUUUGUGCCUGCUGGAAAACUCCAGCCCUACUGCCCAGCACAAAGCCAGCAGCCUGGGAUGCAGAUGCUGACCCUUGAGAGCAGCACAGAGAGAAGGAGACAUUCAUUUGCAUCACCUGCAGCUCCCAGGCCUCAAGUGCCCACCUUUACCCCAACCUACCAGGUAGUCGCUGGCUUCUCCUUCGCAGCCAGGAGCCCGCAGGAGGUGACCCUCCAGGCAGGGCAGCCCGUGGUGGUGCUGGAGCCGCACGACAAGAAGGGGAGCAAGGAGUGGAGCCUGGUGGAGGUGAAUGGCCAGAGGGGCUACGUGCCCUCCAGCUACCUGGUGACCGUCCCCGUGCAGGAGCCCACGGGCUGGAGCUUGCCUGUGUGAGCACCCAAGGGCAUGGGCUUCACUGGAUGAGAGCGGUCUGCCUGGCACCUGAGGACUCGUCGAGGGAGAUGCUGGAGGGGGGUGACCCCUGGCUGGGAAGAUGGUGGGAAGGAGCUGGCAGAAUAGGGCCCAGGGGACACGGGUGUGAGGGAUGGCGGUUGGGAGGCAGUUUUUGAUGGGUAGGCGUGAGGGUGCCGUGUCCCAUGUGUGUUUGCACAAAGGGAAGCAGCACAGAGUGAGGGCAGGUGGCUGGUGUUUACCAGGGGGUUGCUGAAAUCCAUGUCAGUGACAGGUCCCUCGGGAAGAGGAGACAGUGCUGUCCUUGUCCCCAGUUAGGUCAGGAUGGAGCUGCAAAGGGUGCAGCGCUGCAGAGGGGUCUUCAGCCCAGUGGGGAGCAACUGAGGCUCUUGGAAAGAGGGUCUUGGGACAGUGCUGAUGUGAGUGCAGAGACUGAGGUGAAGCAGCCCUGGAGACACAGCUGCUGCUCCUCACCAGGCUCUGCACCUGCCUGAGUGCCCACCCCAAUGCGCUACUGUGGUCCCUUUGUCAGCACAGCCUUCACAU